AAAGCUUUAAACGCGUAGUAAUACAACUAGUCCUCGUACUGUUAACAUACACGAAUCGGUAGACUCCUCCAUUGCUGUUCUUGUUCUCUGCUUAAGUUUAGUAAGAGUUCGAGUGCGAUUAUAAACGUCGAGUUGUUUUACUAAGUGUGUUGCCAAUCUACACCGGGAUUUCAACAACUAUUUUACGAAUUCUCUGUUAACGUUUAUAUUUUAUCUUGUUUUGUUGGAUUACUUACUCCCAGUGAUUUAUUGUGAAUUAUUUAUUAUAUCACUGAAUUAAUAAUUACAUUAAUUAAUUAACUCACUCGUGGAUUUUCCGCACUUCCAUUUGAUUUACAUUAAGUAAUUCUAAAGCCAACAUGGCUGAUCAAUUAACAGAAGAACAAAUUGCUGAAUUCAAAGAAGCUUUCUCGCUAUUUGACAAAGAUGGUGAUGGUACCAUCACUACAAAAGAGUUGGGAACUGUUAUGCGUUCGUUGGGACAAAAUCCAACGGAAGCUGAAUUACAGGAUAUGAUUAAUGAAGUUGAUGCUGAUGGUAACGGAACAAUUGAUUUUCCGGAAUUCUUAACCAUGAUGGCGCGUAAAAUGAAAGAUACAGAUAGUGAAGAAGAAAUCAGAGAGGCAUUUAGGGUAUUUGACAAAGAUGGUAAUGGUUUCAUCUCAGCUGCUGAAUUGAGACACGUUAUGACAAAUCUUGGUGAAAAAUUAACUGAUGAAGAAGUCGACGAAAUGAUAAGAGAAGCAGAUAUCGACGGUGAUGGUCAAGUUAAUUAUGAAGAAUUCGUCACAAUGAUGACAUCAAAGUGAAUACGACUUACAUGUAUGAAUAAUUUUCAACUUGAAGUGGUAUUGACAUAUUAAGAGAAUUAAAAAAUAAAAUAAAAUUAAAAUAAUUAAAAAACAAAUAAAUAAUUAUUAUAUGAAAAAA
Molecule: messenger RNA, 930 nt
Organism: Cotesia glomerata
Lineage: Eukaryota; Metazoa; Arthropoda; Insecta; Hymenoptera; Braconidae
Product: calmodulin
Exons: 5
Coding region: 360-809 (149 amino acids)
Molecular function (GO): enzyme regulator activity; calcium ion binding
Source: RefSeq, a predicted model, not a curated record